This is a messenger RNA of Bolinopsis microptera, 930 nucleotides long. RefSeq lists its product as uncharacterized. The transcript has a single exon. Gene Ontology annotation, cellular component: lysosome. NCBI's taxonomy places the organism in Eukaryota, Metazoa, Ctenophora, Tentaculata, Lobata, Bolinopsidae. The record is from RefSeq and is a predicted model, not a curated record. Bases 1 to 930 code for a protein of 309 amino acids. Gene Ontology annotation, molecular function: cysteine-type endopeptidase activity.
AUGAAGAUCCUCUUCGUCCUAUUCCUUGUCGGAGCUGCCCUGGCUAAGGAGUCCCCACUUAAAGCCAUUCUACGAUCCCCGGUGGAAACUCUGAAGCUCUACAAUUCCUUUAAAGGCGAGCAGCAACUCUCUUUUCAUGCAGCUGAAGAUCGAAUGAGAUUCCGACUGUUCAGAAAAAGCGCAGAGUUUGUGGCGGAAGAAAACUCUGUUGAAGGAGAAACGGCCGAUUUCGCUCUUAACUUCUUCUCUACCUUGACCGAAUCUGAGAAACAAUCCUGGCUAGGGUUUAACGCUACCGGUGCAGAACCAAACCUUCUCCCUCAACCUAACUAUGGGUCAGAAGAAGAGAAGGAUAUACCAGAAGAAAAACUGUGGACUGACGAAGGUAAAGUGACCGCUGUAAAGAGUCAAGGGAGCUGCGGAUCCUGCUGGACCUUCGCAGGAGUUGGCGGACUGGAGACAAGGUACGCUAUAAUAGCUGGAAUUCUGAAGACAUUUUCUGAGCAGGAGUAUUUGGACUGUGUCUACGAAGGAAGGAGAGACGGGUGUAGAGGAGGUUGGAUGGAGAAUUGUUACGAAUUUUCAGCCGAAGCUGGAGGACGCCUUGCUAAGUCAGCAGAUUAUCCAUACACUAAACAAGACGGGGACUGCCUGGGUUCCAGCAAGCCUGAUGCCAUGAUAGCUGCAAAGAUCACCGGGAAUGUUCCAGUUGCGCGAAGUGAGCAGGCGAACAUCGAAGCUCUGGCAGAAGGAUCUCUUGCUGUAGCCUUUGAGGUCACCGGCAGAUUCUAUCAAUACAAAAGUGGAAUCUUCAAAGACACCACGUGCAAGAGAUACCCUAACCAUGCAGUCACAGCAGUUGGAUAUACCAAGGAGUACGUUCUGGUAAAGAACUCUUGGGGUUCACGUUGGGAGAAGCUGGAUACGUGA